AUGGAGUUACUACAAAGGCUCAUGAAACUUAUGAUUCACAUAUUACUAAUUGUUGUCAUUCAUGCCCAAACCCACCCCGUUAAUUCUUCCUCCUACGCCUCUAUCUCAGCCGUCGAUGACAUCAUCGCCGGAGGCACAAUGAAAUCUCCUAUGGAUUUACCGGUACGACGGAGAGAGCUUCGCGGUGGAGGCGGAGGCAGAGGCGGGGGAGGUGGCCAUGGCGGCGGCGGCGGCGGUCGAGGGAGUGGCAGAGGUGGCCGUGGCUUUGGUGGCGGCGCUGCUGCUGGAAGAUCGGCAGGAAACGGUGGUUACCGACAUAACCACGGCGGAGCUAUCAGCUGUCUCUUAGCCGUGUUGAUGGGUUGUUUGGUUCUUUUGUGUUUAGGCCUUUGA
Messenger RNA from Tarenaya hassleriana, 393 nucleotides. RefSeq names its product glycine-rich RNA-binding protein 2. The record is from RefSeq and is a predicted model, not a curated record. NCBI's taxonomy places the organism in Eukaryota, Viridiplantae, Streptophyta, Magnoliopsida, Brassicales, Cleomaceae. Bases 1 to 393 code for a protein of 130 amino acids. The transcript has a single exon.